Fulvia fulva is the source of this 1053-nucleotide messenger RNA. RefSeq names its product putative tartrate dehydrogenase/decarboxylase. Lineage: Eukaryota; Fungi; Ascomycota; Dothideomycetes; Mycosphaerellales; Mycosphaerellaceae. The transcript is spliced from 3 exons. The coding region runs from base 1 to 1053 and encodes 350 amino acids. The record is from RefSeq and is a predicted model, not a curated record.
AUGUCCACAACAUACAACAUCGCCUCCAUACCCGGCGACGGCAUUGGAACAGAAAUCACAGAAGCAGCCGAACAAGUCCUCCACAAACUCGCCUCAGUCGUUGGCACCUUCAACUUCAACUUCACUACCUUCGACUGGUCUUCUAAAGCCUACCUCGAGCGUGGCUGGUACAUGCCCGAGGAUGGAAUGCAGCAGCUUGCAAAGCACGAUGCAAUAUACUUCGGUGCAGUAGGUUGGCCUUCUUGGAACAACCAGUACGUGAACGUACGUCCAACACGGAUUCUCCCAGGAACCACAGCGCCCUUAGCUCAAUGCCAGAAAAGGCCGCAGGAUCUGGACUGGGUGAUCAUCCGUGAGAACAGUGAGGGCGAAUAUGCUGGGCAAGGCGGAACAACCCACGAUAAUAGUCCUCAUACCGUGGCGACGAAGGUAGCAAUCUUCUCAAGAGUCGGUAUUGAAGGGAUUAUGAGAUUUGCUUUCGAGACAGCGAAAAGCCGGCCGAGGAGGAAGCUGACGAUGGUGACCAAGAGUAAUGCACAAAGGCAUGGGAUGGUGCUGUGGGAUAAGGUGUUCUAUGAGGUUGCGAAAGAGUACGAAGGUGUGGUCGAGUACGACAAGAUGUUGGUCGAUGCUAUGACUGUACGUAUGGUGAACAAUCCUCAAUCAAUGGACACGAUCGUUGCCACAAAUCUGCAUGCCGACAUCCUAUCUGACCUCGCUGCUGCUCUUGCUGGCUCAACCGGUAUUGCUCCAUCGUCGAACCUAGACCCAACGAGGCAGUAUCCAUCCAUGUUUGAACCAAUCCACGGCUCAGCGCCUGACAUUUCAGGGCAAGGGAUAGCAAAUCCCGUUGGUGCUUUUUGGUCGGCUGCUGAGAUGGUGAGGUGGCUGGGUCGAGGUGAGCUGGACAAGGUCGCGGACGGCCUCAUGCAAGCCAUUGAAAACGUGACGAGCAACCCCCAAACGAGGACGAAGGAUAUGGGUGGUUCUGCGAACACGAAAGAGGUUACUGAUGCUGUGAUGAAGCAAAUUGAUGUCGUGUUUGGGAAGUAA